Messenger RNA from Misgurnus anguillicaudatus (oriental weatherfish), 2456 nucleotides. It is a transcript of the gene drd2l, whose product is annotated as dopamine receptor D2 like. Gene Ontology annotation, cellular component: plasma membrane; presynaptic membrane; glutamatergic synapse. The record is from RefSeq and is a predicted model, not a curated record. Gene Ontology annotation, molecular function: dopamine neurotransmitter receptor activity, coupled via Gi/Go; G protein-coupled receptor activity. Lineage: Eukaryota; Metazoa; Chordata; Actinopteri; Cypriniformes; Cobitidae. Gene Ontology annotation, biological process: negative regulation of adenylate cyclase activity; regulation of potassium ion transport; negative regulation of voltage-gated calcium channel activity.
UGUGAGAGAGAGAGAGAGAGAGAGAGAGAGGAUGAGCAGAUGAGCAGGUGCAUUUACUACAAUGUGCACGAGGAAUGAGUGCAUUUCUAAUCCCAUCUUCAAUCUUCAGUGCUUUUAUGAAGAAGUGUUUCUGUUCUUUCACUGCAGGACGUUUGAUAAGAUGUGAAAUUAUCAGCUGAAUAACAAAACUGUGUCUGUGCCCAGAGGAUCUUCAUAAUGGUUCAUGUCAACAGGACUGAAGACAACAUCUCCAGCGCUGCCCCGACCCCUCAUUCUUCUUCUUCAUCAUCAUCAUCCUCCAUGUCGUUUUCAGGCCUCUCUCCAUCUCUGUCUUCAUUCAUCUCUCAGUCAAACUGCUCCGUGCCUCCAUCUCCAUCCUCUCCACCGUAUAACUUCUACGCUGUGUUGUUGGUUUUGUUGAUCUUCUGCGUGGUGUUCGGCAAUGUGCUGGUGUGUGUGGCUGUGUCGAGAGAAAAAGCUCUUCAGACCACCACUAAUUACCUCAUCGUGUCUCUGGCCGUGUCUGACCUGCUUUUAGCCACGCUGGUGAUGCCAUGGGGCGUCUAUCUGGAGGUCGUAGGUGAAUGGAGGUUCAGCCGAAUUCACUGUGAUGUUCUUCUCACAUUGGAUGUUAUGAUGUGUACAGCCAGCAUUCUCAACUUAUGUGCCAUCAGCAUUGACAGGUACACGGCUGUGGCUAUGCCUUUAUUGUAUAACACACGUUACAGCUCCAGAAGAAGAGUCACGCUCAUGAUCGCUGCUGUAUGGUUUCUUUCAUUCGCUGUAUCAUGUCCACUACUGUUUGGACUCAAUAACACAGCCAGUCAGGAGGGGAGAGAUUGCAGUUUCGCUGAUCCAGCGUUUGUGGUUUACUCAUCUGUUGCGUCUUUUUACGUGCCCUUCAUUGUGACACUGCUGGUGUAUGCGCAGAUCUGUGUGGUUCUGCGCAGACGGGGCAGACGAACCGCACCUUCACGCAGACAUGGCCUUCACUCAGGAGAUGGAGAUGGACCGAGACCUCGCAAGAAUAAGUGUACUCACCCUGAGGAUGUGAAGUUGUGUACUUUAAUCCUGAGACCGCCUACAGAUGCUCCACACCGCAAGAAAGUGACGUUGGCGACGGAGGCUCUGGUUCAUCCUCUGGACGUGGAGCCGGCGUGCUUUCUGAAUCAAGAGAGAGAGCAGACGCAUCAGUCCGGACGAGCUAAAAUCUCUCUCUCUGUGGCUCCCAGCCCGACUCGCCCCGGCUCCACGCGCUCGGCCCCGGGCCCUCGCAGGGUCACCCUAAAGGAGAACGCACACGGACGGCACGGAUGGAGCGAGAAACGUACAGAAAGAGAGAAAGGUGUCGCAGCGAAGGAGAGAGAGAGGGGAAGAUUUUCACAACAGAAAGAAAGAAAAGCGACUCAGAUGUUGGCUAUUGUUUUAGGUGUUUUCAUCAUAUGCUGGUUACCGUUCUUCCUCACACACGUGCUGAAAGCUCACUGUGGUACCUGCUGUAUCUCUCCAUCACUUUACAGCGCUGUCACCUGGCUGGGAUACCUGAACAGUGCCGUAAACCCCGUCAUCUACACCACAUUCAACAUUGAGUUUCGUAAAGCCUUUAUUAAAAUCCUGCACUGCUAACAACACAUCUGACGUCUGAAUCAGAUCCUCAAAACUGAAGCGAAAUAUAUCAGCUUUGACUCACUAUCAGCAGAGAUUAUCUGAAGAUUACUGAGAUUUAAACUAAUGAUUUACACCAGUGGUUCUUAAACUGGGGUCCGGGGCCCCCAGGGGGGCCGCAAGAUGGUGCCAGGGGGGCCCCAGUUUUAUAAUUUUUUUAUAAAAUACAUUAAUUUAUCUUGAAUUCUGUGAAAUUAAACCUAAAAUAAUAAGGCAGCACUACUUUGCAUAAUUUAAUGUUUUGUUUAAUUAAAAUGUGAAGUUUAAGAACAGUUUUUUGUCAUAAAUUUUCUUUGGGGGGGCCGUGAAGAAAUGCACCGUACACAAAGGGGGCCGCACACUGAAAAAGUUUGAGAACCACUGAUUUACACUAUAUUGAAAAUGAUGUGACAAUAUGAUUUCUACACACAUGCUGUAAAUAAGAUCAGAUAAUAAGAUAUAAAAUACAAUGCGUGACCAUAGACAACAAAACCAGUCAUUGAGAUUUAUACAUGAAUACAGAAGCUUUCCAUAAAUCUGGAAUCUGAGCUUGCAAAAAAAUCUAAAUAUUGUCUGAAGUUGUCCAAAUGAAGUCCUUAGUAACUACAUUCACUCACAAACAUUUUUUUAGGGCUGUCAAACAAUUAAACGCGAUUAAUUGCAUACAAAAAAACAAGUUUGAUUUGGCAUAAUAUAUGUGUGUGUGUGUGCACUGUGUGUAAUUAUUUUGUAUAUAUAAAUACGCUACCUGGUCUCUGCUUUUUCCUAUUUUCAAACCAUUUUUGCUUCAGUUUAGGGUUAGAUUUGGUGUU